This is a messenger RNA of Scophthalmus maximus (turbot), 7004 nucleotides long. RefSeq names its product myosin VB (gene myo5b). Gene Ontology annotation, biological process: vesicle transport along actin filament; actin filament organization. The record is from RefSeq and is a predicted model, not a curated record. The coding region runs from base 502 to 6021 and encodes 1839 amino acids. Gene Ontology annotation, cellular component: cytoplasm; vesicle; myosin complex. Gene Ontology annotation, molecular function: ATP binding; actin filament binding; microfilament motor activity. The transcript is spliced from 40 exons. NCBI's taxonomy places the organism in Eukaryota, Metazoa, Chordata, Actinopteri, Pleuronectiformes, Scophthalmidae.
GUGUGUGUGUGUGUGUGUGUGUGUGUGUGUGUGUGUGUGUGUGUGUUUGUGUGUACAUGUGUGUGUGUAAGUGUGUGUAUGCGCGCGCUCCGUGGAGACCUGUCUGCGGUCCAGGGAAACAGCCAAUCACAGAGCGCGGUGUGUGUCAGGAAGUGCUCCGCUUCUCUGACGUCACCUGUGUUUCACCUGCGCGGAACCGGAAGAUCGAGGCGGUCAGAGGAGGAACACCUGAGAACCCGAGGAACAACCCAGGAACCACCGAAGAACCACCGAAGAACCACGGGAACAGUCGAGGAGCGACACGGAGCCGAGCGACCGAAACCCCUCCCCCUCCCCCCUCCCCCUCCCUCCCGGGACAUGCGGGCAACAAGUGCUCACCGGCUCCGGUAGAAGGAACUCGAGUGUGAAGGGUUCCGAUCGGUUCUAAUGGAUUCUGAUUGGUUCUAAGGAGAACACGAGCCGCGUCAUAGUCUGUUGGUGCUCGGAGCAAACGAGAGGAAGAUGUCUGUGACCGAGCUGUACACACAGUUCACCCGGGUUUGGAUCCCGGACCCUGACGAUGUGUGGGCCGCCGCAGAGAUCACCAGAGAUUAUAAAGAGGGAGAGUCGCUUCUUCACCUCAAGCUGGAGGAUGAAACGCCUCUGGAUUAUCCCGUCGGUCAGAAGAGUAACCCUCUUCCUUUCCUGCGUAACCCCGACAUCCUGGUGGGAGAGAACGACCUCACCGCCCUCAGUUACCUGCAUGAACCUGCCGUCCUGCACAACCUGCGAGUUCGCUUCCUCGAGUCCAACCACAUCUACACGUACUGCGGGAUCGUACUGGUCGCCAUCAACCCGUACGAGCAGCUGCAGAUUUAUGGCGAGGAGGUCAUCAACGCCUACAGCGGACAGAACAUGGGCGACAUGGACCCUCACAUAUUCGCUGUGGCUGAAGAGGCGUACAAGCAGAUGGGGAGAGACGAGAGGAAUCAGUCCAUCAUCGUCAGCGGAGAAUCCGGAGCAGGGAAGACGGUUUCUGCGAAGUACGCCAUGCGUUUCUUUGCCACAGUCGGAGGUUCAGCCAACGACACGAACGUGGAGGAGAAGGUGCUCGCAUCCAGCCCCAUCAUGGAGGCCAUUGGAAACGCCAAAACCACCCGGAAUGACAACAGCAGUCGCUUUGGAAAGUACAUCCAGAUCGGUUUCAGCCGAAACUUCCACAUCAUCGGGGCCAACAUGCGGACGUACCUGCUGGAGAAGUCUCGUGUGGUGUUCCAGGCGGAGGAUGAGAGGAACUAUCACAUCUUCUAUCAGCUCUGCGCCUCGGCCACUUUACCAGAGUUCAAAGACCUCGGCCUCACCAGCGCAGAAGCCUUCACCUACACGUCGUUAGGGGAGAACAUCUUCAUCGAGGGAGUGAACGACGCCGAGGACUUGAAGAAGACCAGAGAGGCGUUUACACUGCUGGGUGUGAAGGAGAACAGUCAGAGCAACAUCUUCAAAAUAAUGGCGUCCAUCCUUCACCUGGGGAACGUGGAGAUCUGCUCCGAGAGGGACGGAGAGUCGUGUCACAUCUCGAAGGACGACCCCCACCUGCAGCACUUCUGCAGGCUGCUGGGGGUAGAGCUGCAGCAGAUGGAGCAGUGGCUCUGUCGCAGGAAGUUGGCCACCUCCUCCGAGACGUACGUGAAGACCAUGUCCAGCAAACAGGCGACCAACGCCCGCGACGCGCUCGCCAAGCACAUCUACGCUCGCAUGUUCGACUGGAUCGUGGAGCACAUCAACAUGUCCCUGCAGACGUCCGCCAAGCAGCACUCGUUCAUCGGCGUCCUGGACAUUUACGGGUUCGAGACGUUUGAGAUCAACAGUUUUGAACAGUUCUGCAUCAACUACGCCAACGAGAAACUUCAGCAGCAGUUUAACUCGCAUGUGUUUAAGUUGGAGCAGGAGGAGUACAUGAAGGAGCAGAUUCCCUGGACUCUGAUCGACUUUUAUGAUAAUCAGCCGUGUAUCGAUCUGAUCGAGGCUCGACUCGGCGUCCUGGACCUGCUGGACGAGGAGUGUAAGGUUCCGAAGGGAACGGACCUGAACUGGGCCCAGAAGCUCUACACACAGCACGGCAGCAGAGACCAGUUCCAGAAGCCUCGAAUGUCCAACUCCUCCUUCAUCAUCAUACACUUUGCUGACAAGGUGGAGUAUCAGUGCGAAGGCUUCCUGGAGAAGAACCGCGACACGGUGUACGAGGAGCAGAUCAACAUCCUGAAGGCCAGUCAGUUUCAGCUCGUAGCGGAUCUGUUCCACGAGAAGGGCGACGCCCCCUCCUCCAAGAGCUCCAGGGUGAACGUCCGCCCGGCAAAGCCGACGCCCCGAGGGCCCAACAAGGAGCACAGGAAGACCGUGGGACACCAGUUCCGCAGCUCUCUGCAUCUCCUCAUGGAGACGCUGAACGCCACCACGCCGCACUACGUCCGCUGCAUCAAACCCAACGACGUCAAGGAGGCCUUCUCGUUCGACUCGAGGCGAGCGGUGCAGCAGCUCCGGGCGUGUGGCGUCCUGGAGACGAUCAGGAUCAGCGCCGCAGGAUAUCCGUCCAGGUGGACGUACCCGGACUUCUUCAGCAGGUAUCGAGUGUUGAUGAGGAAAUCUGACGUGACGUCGUCCGACAAGAAGCAGGUUUGUAAGAACCUGCUGGAGAUUCUCAUCAAGGAUCCCGACAUGUUCCAGUUCGGAAAGACGAAGAUCUUCUUCCGGGCGGGUCAGGUGGCGUACCUGGAGAAGCUCCGCGCGGAUAAGUUCCGCGCCGCCUGCAUCAAGAUCCAGAAGACAGUCCGAGGCUGGCUGCAGAGAGUUCGAUACCAGAAGAUCCAAAGGUUGGCCGUCACCCUGCAGAGAUACGGCCGCGGAUACCUGGCCCGCAGACACGCUGAGUUCCUGCGUCGCACUCGAGCGGCACUCGUCUGUCAGAAACAGUUCCGCAUGGUGAGAGACAGACGGGCCUUUCUGAGAGUGAGACAGGCGGUCGUCACCAUCCAGGCGCACGCCAGAGGGAUGUUCACCCGCAGGAUCUACUGGGAGUUCCUCCUGCACCACAAGGCCAUGAUCAUCCAGCGGUGCGUCCGCGGCUGGCUGCAGAGGAAGAAGUUCAGACGGGCGCGAAACGCCGCCAUCAUCAUCCAGUGUGGGUUCAGACGCACGCACGCGAAGAAGGAACUCAAACAGCUGAAGAUCGAGGCUCGGUCAGCCCAGCACCUGAAGAACCUCAACUCUGGGAUGGAGAACAAGAUCGUCCAGCUGCAGAGGAAGAUCGACGACCAGUCCAAAGAGCUCCGGACUCAGAAUGAGCAGCUGAAGGUGGUGAACGUCGGUCUGGGCUCCGAGGUCAACAAGCUGCAGAAGCAGCUGGAGCAGGUCAGGGGUCAGCGCGGCGACAGUGGUCAGCUGACGUCGCUGCAGGAGGAGCUGGAGCGUCUGAGGGCGGAGCUACAGGAGGCGCACGCCCACAGGAAGCGGCUGGAGGAGGAGCACGGCAGCGAGAAGCUCGACCUGCAGCAGAGGGUGAAGGAGCUGGAGACAGAAAACUCUCUGCUGAAGAGCGAGAAGGAAGAACUGAACCAGAGGAUCCGCCAGAAGGAGAAGAUCUCAGCAGAGGACGGCAGCAGUCGAGAGGUGUCUCUGCAGAAGGAGCUGGACUUGGAGCGGCAGCGGUACCAGAACCAGCUCAAAGAGUUCUCCAGACUGGAGCAGAGAUGCGAGAACCUGAAGGAGGAGCUGUCCCUGAGCAAGUUUCACCCGGGUCACCGGAGGAACCCGUCCAAUCAGAGCAGCCUGGAGUCGGACUCCAACUACCCGUCUGUCUCCACGUCGGAGGUGGGAGACACGGAGGACGCGGUCCAGCUGGUGGAGGAGUUGGGCGUGGAGAAAGCAGCGAUGGACAUCAGUCUGUUCAUGAAGCUGCAGAAACGAGUCCGUGAGCUAGAGCAGGAGAGGAAGAGGCUGCAAAGCAGCGUGGACAAGAUGGAGGAGGUCACCAAACGCAGGGGCUCCGAGGCCAAGAGUCCCACCUCCGAGCGGGAAACUGCAGAUCUGGCCUACGAUAAUCUCAAGCGACAGGAGCUGGAGUCGGAGAACAAGAAACUGAAGAACGACCUGAACGUGUUGAGGAAGUCCAUCUCCGAGCGCGCGGCUCAGAACAACUCGUCCAACGAGCUGCAGGACGGAUACAACGUGCUGCUCAGUCAGCUGAGAGCAGCCAAUGAGGAGCUGGACGCUCGCAAGGAGGAAGUGAUCAUCCUCAAGACUCAGAUCGUCAGCAACGCCCAGCGACAGGAGAUGAACCAGCAGCAGCAGAGUAACAAUGUUCCUGGGGUUCCUGAGAUUCCUGAGGACAAAGACGAGGCUGUCAGAGCCUAUCAGGGACUGACGGAGGCCAAGAGACAGCAGGACAGCUGGUAUGUGAAUGAAGAUGGAGAGUUGUCGUUGGCGUAUCAGGGCCUCAAACAAGUUGCCAGGCUGUUGGAGGCGCAGCUGCAGUCUCAGACCCGUCAGCACUCAGAUGAGUUGGAGGCUCUACACACUCAGAUCGAGCUUCUGAAGUUGGACAUCGAGAAGAAGCAGGAGAUCCUGAACUACACCAGCUCCUUGUCUCCUGAGGCUCAGGUGGAGUUCAGUGUCCAGCAGGAGAUCACACGCCUCACCAACGACAACCUGGACCUCAAGGAGCUGGUGGAGAAACUGGAGAAGAACGAGAGGAAACUGAAGAAGCAGCUCAGGAUCUACAUGAAGAAGGUCCAGGAGUUAGAGGCCUCUCAGGCUGCAGCUCUGAGCAGGAGGUCCAGACCUGAGCUGAGUCGUCAGGUCACUGUCCAGAGGAAAGAGAAGGACUUUGAGGGAAUGUUGGAGUUUUACAAGGAGGACGAAGCUCUGCUGGUCAAGACCCUGAUCACUGACAUGAAGCCCGGCUCAGUGUCGGCGACCGUCCCCUGCCUCCCGGCCUACAUCCUGUUCAUGUGCAUCCGCCACGCCGACUACGUCAACGACGACCAGAAGGUGGAGUCUCUACUCACGUCCGCCAUCAACGCCAUCAAGAAGGUUCUGAAGAAGAACAGCGAGGACUUUGAGACAACGUCCUUCUGGCUCGCCAACACCAGUCGUCUGCUCCACUGCCUGAAGCAGUACAGCGGUGACGAGGCGUUCAUGACCCAGAACACGAGCAAACAAAACGAACACUGUCUGAAGAACUUCGACCUGGCGGAGUAUCGACAGGUUCUGAGCGAUCUGUCGAUCCAGAUCUACCAACAGCUCAUCAAGGUGUCGGAGGGAACCAUCCAGCCUAUGAUCGUGUCGGCCAUGUUGGAGAGCGAGAGCAUCCCCAGCCUGGCGGGCGUGAAGCCAAUGGGCUAUAGGAACCGUUCAUCCAGCAUGGACACGGAGGGUGGCGGCCCCAGCAGCUACACCCUGGAGGCACUGAUCCGUCAACUGGGACAGUUUCACAGCAUCAUGAGGGACCACGGCCUGGACCCCGAGAUCGUGGGUCAGGUGGUCCGACAGCUGUUCCACUGCAUCAACGCCGUUACCCUCAACAACCUGCUGCUGCGCAAGGACGUCUGCUCCUGGAGCACCGGCAUGCAACUCAGGUACAACACCAGUCAGAUGGAGGAGUGGCUCAGGGCAAACAACUUGUACCAGAGUAAAGCUGCAGCGACUCUGGAGUCGAUCAUUCAGGCGGCUCAGCUGCUGCAGGUGAAGAAGAAGACGUCUCAGGACGCUGAGGCCAUCUGCUCGCUGUGCUCCGCCCUCACCACGCAGCAGAUCGUGAAGGUUCUGAAUCUCUACACGCCGCUCAACGAGUUUGAGGAAAGAGUCACGGUGUCGUUCAUCAGAACCAUCCAGAAUCGUCUUCAGGAGAGAAACGAUCCUCUGCAGUUGCUGGUCGACACCAAACACACUUUCCCUGUCCUCUUCCCCUACACUCCGUCGGCGCUCAGCCUGGAGACGCUGCACAUCCCCGCCUCCCUUGGCCUGGACUUCCUCAUCAGGGUCUGACGUCUCUGUGGGGCCGGGGGGUGGGGGUACGUACAGCGGUGUGGUCGCCCCGCCCCCAAGUGGUCGCCCUCUGCGUUUGAUUUCUGACUGUAUAAACACUUUCAGGCUCAUUAACUAACGAACAGUCGCUGGACAAGCGUCUCCGUGGGACAGAGAGAAAGACCAACGUGUCCUUGAGGAUGAGGAAGGUCAGUGAAGUGUCAGAAAGCUCAGGGAGUUCAGAGAAACACUAUUAAAAACCAGACUGACUCAUGAACUGUCAGUGACAUUUAUCUUUGUUCAGAUACACAGUGUGUUCAGGUUCCUGUAGGAAGACGUCUGACUCAAUGUAACAGUUUCAUGAGCAACCUUUUUAAAACAUUAUAUUAUAUGAUAAAUUAUGAUUCAUACCUGUACAGUGGUUUUUAAUAACUUGUCAAAGUUUAAAUGUGAUUCGUGUUUAAUAAUUUGACUCUUUGAUCAGAGAUUAUUGAUCAUGAUAUUGUUUCCACUGGUCAUGUCUGUGUUUACGUCUCAUUGGUCAGUCGGGGUCUGGUCCUGAUUGGAAAGUUUAAAUUGUGGGUGUGGCUCCUCGUCUGUUUAAAGCUAAGAUGGCAUCACAGGAAGUGAAAAGGAGGGAGAACAGCUGGUGAACUGGUCUGAUCGUCCAGCUGAUCUCGUCUCUGUGACGACGACGUGUUGUUGUUUUUUAAAUCAAAAUCAAUGAAAUUCUUUUUCCGUUCAGUGAUCAGAUUCUUAUUGAUCUUAUCCUGACGUCACUGAGCUUUUCUCACUUAUGUUUGUUGGCAGAUAUGAAUCUAGUUUUCUUUUUAUAUUUCUGUGGAAAAUUCUUGGAUAUUUUCUAUUGUUUGUGUGAUUCUCGGAUUUAUUACUAAAUUAGACGAGACACCGAUCUGACCUCUGACCUCCAAUGAUCUGUGACACUACUUCUCACUCUGUAUGUUCAGAGGGCAAAUAUGUAAUAAAGACGACGUCGACGUGUU